GCAUGUAGUCCACCCAGCCUUGUGGCUGACACUAAACGCUUUUUCUUUUUUCUUUCUCCAGGCUGCACCUGUGCUUGGCUGUCACCCUCCACACAGAGGGUGUCUCUGCCACCACCCCAGCCCUGCUCCGGGACAACUGCCCGUGAUAAAGGUCCUUGGUGUUUUCUGGGGGACCCCUCAUGUCGAACCAGGGCAGGGAUGGAAGAAAGUUUUGAGACGUUCGAAGAGGAGUUAGGCAGGCCAGAGCCUCCACCUCAGAAGCCUGUCAGACAGGUCCGCAGACCAGUUCCAGAAAUGUAUGCUCAGGAGAGAAGAAGAACCCUACAGGAACGGACCAUGUCUUCUCAACAGGAACCUCCAGUCAUGCAGCAGGAAGUCCCCAAGAUAAUGCCCAGAGAACCCAGUCUCCCCGCCAGAAGCACGUCUCUGCGUAAAGCUAUGUCCCUCCAGAACCUGAGCCAGAUAGAGACACCCUGGGAAGGGGUCACACUUAACCGCUGUCUGUUCAUAGCUAUCGCAAUCCUGCUGCUCAGCUCCGGCUUUCAGAAACUACAUGAAACCAUAAAAGGUCGACGGGCUGUGGCAGAAGAGGAGUAUGAUGAUGCGCUGACUGUGAGGCACUCAGCAAUGAGAUACAAAGUCCAACCACAGGAGCCUGAGACCUCUCUAUAUGAGGUGCUGUUCUGGUGGUUACCUGACUUUAAUGACGAAGAUGAUGACGGGGAAACCAAACAAGGUCGAUUGAAGAAGGGGGUCAGAGAGAGGUCGCUGAAGGGCCUGAGAAGCAGGGGAACACCAGAGGGAAGACUUGUCAAAGGCAGAAAGGUGGAGGAAAAGAGGGCUAAGAGAGAGAGAGAUGAAGAAACUAAGCAGAAGAAAACGGGAAAACAGGUCAAGCUGAGAGGGGAGGAAAAAUAAGUGGCGGAAGAUGGAGGAAGUUAAACCCAAGAUACAAAAGGUUAAGAAAUUAAAAAGCCAGCAAAUCGUAGGAGGGCAAAUGGCAUGCGGUCUGAUGAAGCAUUUAGUAAAGGAGUACAACAGUAGUUCUAGUUCUCCAUAUGUAAUAGUAAAAUAAGGUAAUGUGGAUGGGCAUCAUUGUGAACACUCAUUAUAGGUUGUCUGCACAAAUGAAUGUUCCAACUAAUAAAUGGUGCAUUUCUGCUGGCUCAUUGGCAGCCAUUACAAGUGACAGAAGAGAAACAUGACUGAGUUCCCGGUCUGCCAUGUCUUUGUUGCUUAGAAUAUUGUUCAAUGAUGCCAUUUUGAAAAUGUUGGUUUGUAUUGUAAAGUUGAGCAAGACGUCUCAUUUGAGUAAUUGUCUGGGUGCUAUUGUUUAGUCCCCUGUAGCUCAGUUGGUAGAGCAUGGCGCUUGCAAUGCCAGGGUUGUGGGUUCGUUUCCCACAGGGGG
Coregonus clupeaformis (lake whitefish) is the source of this 1408-nucleotide messenger RNA. RefSeq lists its product as uncharacterized. NCBI's taxonomy places the organism in Eukaryota, Metazoa, Chordata, Actinopteri, Salmoniformes, Salmonidae. The transcript is spliced from 6 exons. The record is from RefSeq and is a predicted model, not a curated record. Bases 199 to 918 code for a protein of 239 amino acids.